Messenger RNA from Linum trigynum, 1764 nucleotides. The record is from the annotation of a GenBank genome assembly. NCBI's taxonomy places the organism in Eukaryota, Viridiplantae, Streptophyta, Magnoliopsida, Malpighiales, Linaceae.
CCUGUCUCUAUUCCUCUGCUUUCGUCUCUUCCUCCAAGAGUCCGCUAAUUCAAUCCCCUAACUCACAAGAGAGAAAGUGACAAUGGACGAGUCCGAAAAACGCAUCUCGACGCAGCAAAACUUCCCAUCUAAGCUCACUUUUUAUGUCGCCAUUUGUUGGUUCCUCGCCGCCUUCGGUGGCCUCAUGUUUGGCUACGACAUUGGCAUCUCUGGUGGAGUGACAGCCAUGGACGAUUUCCAAAUCAAGUUCUUCCCCAAAGUGUACGAGAAGAAGCUCCACGCCAAGGAAAACAACUACUGCAAAUACGACGACCAGUACCUUCAGCUCUUCACUUCUUCGCUCUACCUCGCCGCCCUCGUCUUUAGCUUCCUCGCCUCCAAAGCCUGCGACAAAUUCGGCCGGAAGCCCACCAUCCUCAUCGCCUCCGUGUUCUUCCUCUGCGGCGCCGCCCUCAGCGCCUCCGCCAUGAACGUCGCCAUGCUCAUCGUCGGCCGGAUCCUCCUCGGCGUCGGCGUGGGAUUCGGAAAUGAGGCGGUUCCCCUGUUUCUGUCGGAGAUAGCGCCGGUGAAUCACAGAGGAGCGGUCAACAUCCUGUUCCAGCUCUUCGUCACAAUCGGAAUCCUCUUCGCCAACCUGGUCAACUUCGCGGUCUCGAAGGUCCACCCGUACGGUUGGCGAAUCUCCCUCGCCGUCGCCGGCGCCCCUGCCGCCGGCCUCUUCAUCGGCUCCCUCGUCAUCUCCGAGACGCCGACCAGCCUCGUCGAGCGCAACAAGCUGGAGCAGGGCCACAAAACCCUUAAAAAAAUCAGGGGAGUAGACAACGUGGACGCCGAAUUCAACCAGAUCAGAGCCGCCUGCGAGGCCGCCAAGCGUGCCAAAGCCCCAUUCAAGGAGCUCAUGAAGAAAUCCAGCUUCCCACCAUUAAUCAUCGGAAUCUCGCUCCAGAUCUUCCAGCAGAUGACGGGGAUUAAUGCAAUCAUGUUCUACGCCCCUGUUCUCUUCCAGACCGUCGGAUUCAAAAACGACGGCUCCCUCCUCUCCGCCGUCAUCACCGGCGUCGUCAACGUCGUCAGCACCGUCGUCUCCGUCGUCGCCGUCGACAAGCUCGGCCGGAAGGCCCUCCUACUCGAAGCAUGCGUCCAGAUGUUCAUCUCUCAGGUAGCGAUCGGGAUAAUUUUGCAUCUGGAUCUGCCGACGACGGGGUCGCUGACGAAGGUGGAGGCCGGCGCGGUGGUGUUUCUGGUGUGUUUCUUCGUGAUGGGCUUUGCGUGGUCUUGGGGCCCAUUGGGCUGGCUGAUCCCCAGCGAGACUUUCCCCGUGGAGACACGGGCUGCGGGCUUUGCGUUUGCGGUGAGCUCCAACAUGUUCUUCACCUUCGUCGUGGCCCAGGCCUUUUUGUCCAUGAUGUGCCACAUGCAGGCCUACAUCUUCUUCUUCUUCGCGGGAUGGAUCUUUGUGAUGGGCCUCUUCGUCGUCUUCCUCUUGCCCGAGACCAAGGGAGUUCCCAUCGACGCCAUGGCCGAAAGGGUCUGGAAAAAGCACCCUGUCUGGAAAAAAUUCAUGGACUGAUAAAAACAAAAAAUGCACCGGCCAUUGAAGAAGCUCUUGGAGUACAUUUGUAAUGAAUCAGUUCUUUUUCUCUUUUUUGUCACCUCUAUCUUUUAGUCUUGUGAUAAUGCUCUAGAGUUGAGAGUUUGCUUUGUGAGGGAAGUAGCUUGUCCAUUUGGUUUGGUUUUAUAGAAUAACAAAUAUAUAAAAAAUCA